AGCCAAGUGUACCGGGUGGGGGGAAGGGUAUAUUUAUGUUUUCUUUUUAUUUUACUUGUUGAAAGUAAACGUUACCUUUCUCUUCACGGUAUAUAACCUUUUUUUUUUUUUUUAAACCAUGGAUUUUGUGUAACAUACCGAAUUCUAGUUUGGAGAAGAAAACACCUCUUAGUUGUGUGACCCCGGGCAAAUCGUUUAAGUUCUUUGUUUCUCGGUUUCUGCAUCGGAAAAUGAGGCUAAUAACAGUAUUUAUCUCAUAGUUUUAGGAUAAUUAAAUAAGUUUAUAUGAAAAGCAUUUAAAACAGUUCCUGGCAAAUAGCAUACACCAUAAAAAUAUUCAUUAAAUAAGAUACAAAGAAACAUGUCAAUGAGGGAGACCCAGUAAGAACCAGAAAAUUCCAAGUUUGUUAUCAAAGCUCUUCACUCACAGGGCUUUAAUCCAGAUGCCCUCGUUAACUCCUACUAACGCCUUUCCCAGUGUCACCAGGGAGUGAGUAGAAAUAAAGCUCCUAUCCCACCUCUUGGGAUUGUCCCCUCCCCUGAAAGGCCCAUAAUCUCCUUGCAUGUCAGCCUCUUCUCCUCAGAAGUGAUUAAGGGGCCAGGCGCCAAAGCAGAUUAGAGGAACAGUCUGUGGGGUGCUCUGGGCAGGGAUACUCUACUGAGUUCAACCACCCUGCACUCCAAGAAUCAGCACCCAUGGCCCUUGUGCCAGGGAGCAGCGAGGAUGGGCCUUGGCCUAGAGAUAGCCCAGGCUCCUCCCAGCAACCGGAAAGUCCUAGACUCACCAACCCUCUCUGGGACGACAGAGGAGAAAUUGGCCAGGUUGAAGGUCACCAGGAUGUUCAGGUUGUCUGUCAAAAGACCCGCCUCCCCUCCAUCGCGGUGGAAGCCGCUGAGGCUGAAGGGAGUGAAGAGAGUGGGGAGCUCCGGUGGCCACACAAGGAGCUGCAGCUGCUCACUGAUGAUGAGGAAGAGGAGGUUGAGGUCUUCCAGGACCAAAGUGAAGAACCAGGCUGGACUUGGAGCUCACUGGACCCCAAAUCUCCCUUAAGAACCUUUAACCCAGAACUCAGCUGGGGGCAGGAACAGGUAGAUCAAGAUGCCUACUGGAUUCCAGAGGAGACAGAUUGUCAGGAAGCCCCCAAUCCCUGUCCUCUCUGGGACUCGGCAUCAGGUUCCCAUGUGUGCAGAAGCUACUUUGUGGAAUAUUCCCAUUUCCUGCCUCCCAGGAGCUUUGAGGGAUCUGAAGAAGAAGCUGUUCAAGCGACGGCGGGUGUUGAACCGGGAGCGGCGACUGAAGCACCAGGUGGUCGGGGCUGUGAUAGACGAAGGGCUGAUCACGAGGCACCACCUCAAGAAGCGGGCGUCCAGUGCACGUGCCAACAUUACUCUGUCUGGGAAGAAGCGCAGAAAACUCCUCCAGCAGAUCCGGCUUGCCCAGAAAGAGAAAGCAGCCAUGGAAGUGGAAGCCCCCCUCAAGUCAGCCAAGACUAGUGAACCACAGCCCAAAUCAAAAAAGAAGACAAAAGUCCCCCAGGAUGUAGACAUGGAGGACCUUGAAGAUAAGAGCUAAAUGUCACACCCCUUCCACCAGAAGAUUCUCAGCUGGAGCCAGGAGGACUCGAUGGUUAUUUCAGAGGACUUUGGAGAAAGCGUUGCUCCUUUUCACUGUCCCCAGAUUCCUCUUCCCUAAUGGCCUAGUGACCUGCCCUGGAGGGAUAUAUUGAGAGGUAGAGGGUAGAAAAGAAAGAUUGGAGAGGGGGUCCUAAGCAGUCAACUCCGUUUGUAAAAAAGCCCUAGCAUUCUCACUGAGAUGUGUGUGAUUAAAUGUAGGAAUGGGGAUAGGCCAUGAAAAGGGGCUGUGAGUGUGGAAACAAGACAAUUGGGAAACAGGACCCACAGCUCUUACUUGACCAAAGGCAACAAGAAGCUACCCUCCAUGAUGGCCCUGUCUCCCCGAUGAGUGACACUCCAUCUUUCCAUUUCUGACAAAAAUAAGGUAUUCUGUAGAGAUAGCAGAGGAGGUAAUGGUCUUGAUACUGGCCCUACCACCUCCUCUGUGUGACCAGGGUGGACAAGUGACCGUGGUUGUCUCUGCUUCCUUUGCUGGAUUAUAUUUUUAUAAAGUGAACAUUAUUUUUCCCUUUUAACGUUCAGAAAUUCUGUUUGUUGGAAGCCAGGGCUGGGGUGGUUAAUUAAAGUGAGAAGCUAUGUGUGCAGAGAUGUGGUCAACUGGGGAAAAGCAUAUUCUCUCCUUGCUCUGUUAAUCAGUGCAGGCUUCCUGGAAGAGGGAGGGUUUGGGUACAGUGUUGUGCUCCGCCCUCCUCAAGUUUAUAUUUUGAACAUUUUCAAACCUUCGGUAAAGUUAAGAAAUUAGCACACUGAGCCCUUAAAUACGCACUCUACUUGGAUUUACCACUGUUUAUUGUUUCCUCAAUCCAGACACCGUUAAGGAUCACGCAUAGCAUUUAAUUGUCAUGUCCCUUUAGUCUCCUUCAAUCCAGAACAGUACCCCUACCUUGUCUUAGGUGACUUGGUGUCUUCGAAGAGUCUAGCCUAAAUUAAUUAAUUAAAGAAUAUCUCACAGCC
Messenger RNA from Orcinus orca (killer whale), 2589 nucleotides. RefSeq lists its product as uncharacterized. NCBI's taxonomy places the organism in Eukaryota, Metazoa, Chordata, Mammalia, Artiodactyla, Delphinidae. The record is from RefSeq and is a predicted model, not a curated record. The transcript has 7 exons. The coding region runs from base 697 to 1494 and encodes 265 amino acids.